Messenger RNA from Penicillium nucicola, 1119 nucleotides. RefSeq names its product SEC14 family lipid-binding protein. The record is from RefSeq and is a predicted model, not a curated record. The transcript is spliced from 5 exons. Lineage: Eukaryota; Fungi; Ascomycota; Eurotiomycetes; Eurotiales; Aspergillaceae. The coding region runs from base 1 to 1119 and encodes 372 amino acids.
AUGGCCCAGUCGAUUCAACAACCAAGUUCUCUCAUGCCACAUACCAAAUUACAGACUCUGGAUGAAGCUUGCUUCAUGCCAGAUCCCGCCAGUGGUUCAACACACAUAAGCUGUAUCCUCACGGCAGAGCAACGCCAGCGACUGCACCUGUUCAAAAACCUAUGCCAAAGCAACAGCUACGAUCUUUCCCAGCCCGACAAUUACACGGACGAUGCCGCUUUACUGCGAUAUCUGCGAUCGCGAAAUUUUGAUGUUGCUGCUGCCUUCGAAAAAUUUGAUUACGCAACAACAUGGCGCAGAGACCACAAGAUCAAAGAGUUUUAUGACAAUCUAGAUAUAGAUCACUAUGAAGAAUCUAGGAAAAUGUAUCCCCAGUGGACUGGACGACGUGACCGUGACGGACGUCCACUCUAUGUGUUUGCUGUCAAAGAAUUCACAAAGAAGAGAUUGGACGAGUAUCUUGAGAAGAUUUUGUCCUGCCCAACAGCCAGCACCUAUUCACACCCCGACGUACCAACCCAUAUUAUGCACUUUCACGCACUCUACGAUAAUUUGAUUCGAUUUGUGACGCCUCUUGUCUCCGAGCUGCCUAGAACCACUAGAGAUAUUCCGGUCUCUGCCUCGACCCAUAUUAUUGAUAUCUCCGGAGUCAGUAUGAAGCAAUUUUUCUCUAUCCGAAAGUACUUGCAAGAGACGAGUGAAUUAGCUACGGCACACUAUCCGGAAACCCUUGGUCGCGUGUUUAUUGUCGGCGCACCCUAUUUCUUUCGGUCUAUCUGGGACGUCAUGAGCCAUUGGUUCGAUCCCGUUACCCGGUCGAAGUUAUUUUUGUUGACUGCAUCGGAGGCCAAAACGACUCUGUUAUCUUUUAUUGACGCGUCUAAUCUCCCCGAAGAGUACGGUGGGAUGCUUCAGUGGAAGUGGCAAGAUAUGCCUAAUUUGGAUGAACCAACGCGAGACUUGGUGGACGAGUUAUACCAACCCGGUGAACAGGGCAAGCAAAUUGCAAAAGGCCCUGUCAGUUUUCAGGGCUCAUGUAUUCAACUUUUGGGCACCGAAAAUGGGGAACCGAGGCGAAAUCAAUUUUGCCGUGCAGCGCCCGAAUAUCCGAGAGCUUGA